CAGGCCGGUGGCCCAUUCGCCUGUCUGCCCGUCUGUCAGUCUGUAUGUCUAUCUUUGAAUUCACCCCUCUCCUUCCCUGUCUGUCUGUCCCUUAGUGUGUCUGUCAGUCUUGCCGUGUGCCUCCCCACCUGCUUGUCCCUUUGUCUGUCCUUUUAGGUCUCCCUGUGUUCCUGUGCCUGCGUCAGUCUGUUCCCUAAUAGUGUCUUAGUCCAUUCCCAGUCUCUGUGUCAGUCCAUUUCAGUCUGCCUCAGUCCACUCCAGUGUCGUCUGAGUCCGGUCCAGUGUAGUGUCCAGGUCCAGCUCCGUGUCUGUCUUAGUCCAGUCCUGUGUUGUGUCUGAAUCUGUUUUGUCUUGUGGCUUAGCUUUGUUCCGUACGUGUCAGUUUGGUCCAGUCCGUUCCUGUCUUGUCAAGCCCAGUCCCUUCUUGUCUAGCCUUGUCCAGUGUUCUGUCUUGUCUCAGUCCGGUGUUCUGUCAUGUCUUAGUCCAGUCCAGGGUUCUGCCGUGUCAUAGUCCAGUCCAGGAUUCUGUCUUGUCAUAGUCCUGUUCAGGGUUCUGUCCUGCCCUGCUAGUCCAGUUCAAUGUCGUCUGAGGUCCUGCUCCAUGUCGUCGUCCCGAGUCUAGUCUCAGCUUGUCUGCUCCUGUCCCGAGUCCAGCCCCUGUGCCCGUCGCCUUCGUCAUCCAGUCUAGUUCCUGUGCCCGUCGCCGCCCAGUCCAGUCCUGUGUUUUUGAGUCCCGAGUCUUGUUCCUUUCCAGUCCCGUUUUGUGUGUCACCCCCUCCCAGGGCCAGUCUCCUGGGAGGUCAGGAGACGUCCCUUGGGGGGGGUGGGGGUACUGUCAUGGUUCUGUGUCUGUCUGCGUUUCCUUUUUUGGGCCGCCAGAUGGCGGCACUUCAGUUUAUAGUUCUGUUCCUUUUCUCUGUCUAAUUGCAUUAUUGUUUCCAAUUAUUCAAUUAUUGUUUUUGAUUGUCUCGUUUUCCCUUUCCUCUCUGUGGCCUGAUUGUGCAUUGUGCCCACCUGUGUCUCAUCAGUGUCUUGUCUAUUUAAGUUCUUGUCUUCCCUGACUCAGGUGCUGGAUCCUUGUGUGUGCUUUUCUGAUCGUGUUUCGGUUUAAGUGAAAUCCGUAUCCGUGAGGAUGACAUCAGCAAACUCGCCGGGAACAUUCUCUACCUCACCGAGGACCCUGAAAAAGCAGAGAAUGCCAUUGAAAUAGGGCAUGCAGCUGCCAUUAUGUUCCCCAAUGACCAGGAAGUGCAAUGGAGCGAUGAAAAACAGCUUCGUGUGGCCUUCGACGGGGAUGGCGUUCUGUUCUCUGAUGAGUCUGAGGUUGUUUUUAAGAAGAAAGGGCUGCAAGCCUACACAGAAAAUGAGGAUGAUUCUGAGGACAUCCCUCUUGCAGAGGGCCCCCUGAGGUGAGGUAGCAUACAGUGCAAAACAAAAUUGCCCCCCCCAAAAAAAUGGCUGCAAACAUUUUGUUGAAAUGACCUUCAUCAGUGACUUUUAUUGUAUUUAUAUUGCUUGAAUAAAAUGAUACACCUUUCUAAUGGACAUCCCGAUUUUCACUGGAAUGCACGUUUUCUAUUUGAUGCUUUAAUAAUUCUUAUGCUGACAGCUGCAGGGGAAGCAGCUGGCUGUCGGACCGAUGCAGGUUGCAUCCAGGUUGUCCAUGAAACCAAGGCUGUCCACUUCUUUUUGCUCCGCGCAUCUUUCCAGUUUUUCCAAAUGCAGAAUGAGACCACGGGCUACAUUUCGUCCCAACAUCGCAGGGCCAGACAGAUAUUCCAGCAUAAACGUUGAACAAUGCUGGAAUUCUGCAGCUUGGAAUUGUGUUUCUGUAUUAAAGACUGCCAAACCCUGCUACUAGCAUCGCUCCGCUCAGUUGAGCAGUCCGUUAAAGGGUUAAACAAUUCCCUGCUUACGUGUUGUUCAGUUUCUUUGUCACCUGCUUUUUUCACUGAAGUCACAUGGUUCAGCGACUAUCUGCAGUCACAGAAUAUUUAUUGGCCAGCAGACGUCAGCCGGUUGAUACAAGUUAAUAGCAUAUUUAACAUUUUCUGUUAAUUGCAUUUAUGAGCGCCAUGGAACCCAAACUGGGAACUGGACAGGAUGACAAAGGAGACAACAAAGAUGGGGCCGUGGCCAAAAGUGAAACCAUGACCAUUGCAGUGUCUGCAAGCACACUGUUUAUCAUGAAUGACCAACAAGCAAGUAAAACCAACAGGGAAAAGAUUUUGAACCUGGGAGUGGCAUUUCCUUUUGUUAAGGCCUUGGUGAAAGCGAAUUACUAUUUCCAGCAGCUUUACCCUGACAAUGAGAUGCCAUUCAAAAUCUUCCUGAUGAAUAAUACAGCCACACAAGAGAAAUGCCUCAGAGACAGCCUCAAUGAGUUUAGUCUAAGUGAAAUCUGUAUCCAUGAGGAUGACAUCAGCAAACUCCCCAGGAACAUUCUCUACCUCACUGAGGACCCUGUAAAAGCAGAGAAUGCCAUUGCAAUGGGGCAUGCAGCUGCCAUUAUGUUCCCCAAUGACCAAGAAGUGCAAUGGAGUGAUGAAAGACAGCUUCGUGUGGCCUUCGAUGGAGAUGCUGUCCUGUUCUCUGAUGAGUCUGAGGAAGUUUACAAGAAGAAAGGGCUGGAAGCCUUCAUAAAAAAUGAAAAGGAUAAAGAGGACACCCCUCUCAAAGAGGGCCCGCUGAAGUGCUUUCUGGAGGUUCUCUGCUACCUGCAGAAAAUGCUCAGUGACAGGAGUCCAUUCAAAGUGCUGACCUACCUGGUGACAUCCCGCAACCCCAUCAUUUGUGGGACCAGGGCCCUGAAGACUCUGACCAGUUGGGACCAGGAGGUCAACCAGGCCUUCUUCAUGGCCAAGAGCCCCAAGGGGCCGCUCUUGGCAACGAUCCGCCCGCACAUCUUCUUCGAUGACCAGAAGUCGCACAUCGACAAGGCGCUUGAGUGGGGGGUCAUCUCUGCCCAUGUGCCUUAUGGGAUAGGAUACGAAACCUGCAAGGGUGCCGCUUGUGCAUUUUAACAAGCUGUUAAAAUGCACAGCAAAGGUCAGCAUUAACUGGAGCUGGGCUGCGGGUCUAUUUCUUUGUCUUUCCUCUCUUUUAUAGUUUAUCCAUGGAAUGCAGAAACUGACAAUAAUUCAUAGUUUAAUUUUAAGUCAUUUGACUCAGCUUAUUGCAAAUGCUCUAAAUUAAAAAAAAAAUGGGUUAAUUUCUUUAAGCUUAUAAUGCUACAUUAAGAAUAAAAACUUUUAAAAACAU
Anguilla rostrata (American eel) is the source of this 3261-nucleotide messenger RNA. Its product is annotated as cytosolic 5'-nucleotidase 1A-like. The transcript is spliced from 11 exons. Bases 2067 to 3023 code for a protein of 318 amino acids. The record is from RefSeq and is a predicted model, not a curated record. Gene Ontology annotation, molecular function: 5'-nucleotidase activity; magnesium ion binding; nucleotide binding. NCBI's taxonomy places the organism in Eukaryota, Metazoa, Chordata, Actinopteri, Anguilliformes, Anguillidae. Gene Ontology annotation, cellular component: cytoplasm; cytosol. Gene Ontology annotation, biological process: adenosine metabolic process; nucleotide metabolic process.